Molecule: messenger RNA, 1099 nt
Organism: Mytilus californianus (California mussel)
Lineage: Eukaryota; Metazoa; Mollusca; Bivalvia; Mytilida; Mytilidae
Exons: 5
Coding region: 184-945 (253 amino acids)
Source: RefSeq, a predicted model, not a curated record
AUUUGUUUAAUCGGGCGUUUUACACGUUAGAAUUACAUUCAUUUUUCCUGUUUUAAACUGUUUAAAAAGUUGAAAAAAAUUAUUUAAAGUAUUUUGAAACAAGGAUCAACAAAUAUGAUUCAUGGACUAUACAAUUUUACAGUGAUAUUUGUGUUUAAACAAUUGAAAUAAUUCCUGUCUGAUAUGAUGAUAUUGAAGAGUAUUUUCGGCUUUAUAUUGGCAUUACUUACAUUUGAACACGCAACAUCAACUUCCAGUAGCUUUUUGAUCUUCAGUAACUUUGUGAUAACACGGGAUGAAGCACAGUAUUGCUGUAGUAAAUACGGCAUGACACUGAUGACUGUCAAAGACCAAACUACGCAAACAUGGCUGGAAAAUAAUUUGCUUCCAGUUGUAGGAACAACAGGAGCCUAUUGGUUAGGAGUGUUUAGUGACAACAAAACUUCUGAGGUCUAUGAUGUUAAAACUGAACCCAUUUCCUGGACAAAUUGGGACGAAGGAAGUUUACCUCCAGAAAAUACUGGUCCAAAUGGAACUUUUAUGUUCAACUCAUCUGUAUGUGUUAAAGGAGAUUUAAGUGAUGACUUUAAAUGGAAGUUGGCGAGUUGUGAAGAAAAACUACCUUACAUAUGUCAAACAUUUGUUAAUGACAGUAUGAACAUUGUCGAUGUCGGUGAUCAUAGCCAUAUAACAUGUCCUGCUUUAUUGAAGUAUAAAUCCACAAGCAUUAGUCGUGUAGGAAACAUCCUCCAAGACGGAGUGGCAUACGCUGGGACACAAGGACUAUUUGAAAAGGAGGACAAGAUAAAGGAAAUGUCGUCACAGCUAGAUGCUCAUUUUGUAACAAACUAUCAUGAUUGUAUUAUCCUAUGCAUGAAUCAUGCUCAAUGCUCUGAGGUCAUACUUGUCAGUAAUCAACUGUGCAUGCUGUACCAGUCUAGUUAGCUCUUUAAAAAUAUUUUUUGACUUGACAGACAAAAUGGUUGUUGUCUCAUCUAUAAAUAUCGCUUAUAAAUAGACGUCUUGCCUUUAAUUAAGAAAAAAAAAUUGUUUUUAAUUCAAAUUAAUAUUUGAAUUCAAUAAAAGUUUGUUCAAUUUU